AUGAAAGGCCAAUCGGAAGCUGUUGAUGCCGAGGGAGGAGCUGGUGAGGAGAGCGACGGUGAAGCUGCUGCCGCCGGUGGUUCGGGAGAGGAUGAUGGCGAAGGCGAACAGGAGAACGAGGCCAACAGCAACAGCAAGGCCAAGGGGGGAGCAGGUGCCGGUGAAGAGGACGAUGACGGGGAAAAUGAUGCUGCCAACGGGCACGAUGAUGAGGACGAUGACGAUGAGAAUGAGGACGAUGACGAUGAGAAUGAGGACGGAGACGACCCGGAUGUAGCUGAGGACGAGGAUGAGGAGCCAGAGGAUGAAGACGAAGAAGAACUUCAGCCUCCGAAGAAGAGAAAUAAGUGA
Molecule: messenger RNA, 351 nt
Organism: Salvia splendens (bonfire salvia)
Lineage: Eukaryota; Viridiplantae; Streptophyta; Magnoliopsida; Lamiales; Lamiaceae
Product: ribosomal L1 domain-containing protein CG13096-like
Exons: 1
Coding region: 1-351 (116 amino acids)
Source: RefSeq, a predicted model, not a curated record